CAGAAGACAGGGACAUUGGCUGGAGAGAGAGCUUGGUCAGUUAUCAGGACCGAAGAUGUCGGUGUUGUGGACUGUUGUCCUGCUCAACAGCCUGCUGAUCCCUUCACAAGGAUUUGUAAUCCCGUUCCCAGUUGCCAGACCAGAUAUGAAUGGUUUUAAAGGUUCACCAGCCAACGAUGUUCCCCAGAGAGCUCCAGGCGGUCUCCUUGGUGGCAAUCUGCUUGGAGGUCUCCUUGGAAAAAAUGGUCCUGUAGGAAGUCUCCUCGGCGAAAAUGGUCCUGUAGGCAGUCUCCUUGGCAAAAAUGGCCCUGUAGGAAGUCUCCUCGGCAAAAGUGGUCCUGUAGGCAGUCUCCUUGGCAAAAAUGGUCCCGUAGGCAGUCUCCUCGGCGAAAAUGGUCCUGUAGGCAGUCUCCUCGGCAAAAAUGGACCUGUUAGUGGUCUCCUUGGUGAAGAUGGUGUCCUUGGUGGCCUCCUUGGAGAAAAUGGUGCUGUUGGAGGUCUCCUUGGUGGAAAUGGUCUCCUAGGUGGUCUCCUUGGUGCAGAUGGUCUUCUUGGUGGAGAUGGUCUCCUAGGUGGUCUCCUUGGCGAAGAUGGUGUAGUUGGUGGUCUCCUUGACCAAGAUGGCAUCCUCGGUGGUCUCCUUGGCAAAGGUGGUGUCGUUGAUGGUCUCCUUGGCAAAGAUGGCCUUGUUGAUACUCUCCUUGACACCGUCCUUGAGCUUCUCAUUGGCAAAAACGGUCUCCUUGGCAAGAACGGCCUCGUUGGCAGCCUUCUUGGUAGAAAUGGUGAAGAACUCAUGGGACUGAGAAUUGUGAACAACACCCUCCCCAAAAUCAGUCUGCGCUCCCUGCCGGGCUUUGGGCACCAGGUGGACUUCAACACGCAGCUGCUGGUAGAGAGCAGCGUGCCGGGCCAGCCGCUCUGCCAGCAGGUGGAGGUGGACGCGACCAUGCUGGUCCAGGACACGUGGAUGGCUCACCAGAACGCUCUGAACUGCAAGACUGUUGACAUAAACACCCAUGUGAGACCCAGAGUGCCAGUUCUGGAAAAGCCUUUGAAACGCCUGCUCAGCAAUGCCCUGCAGGAUCUGGGCUGCAACAUCAUCAACGCCAAGCUCAAGGUGUUGAGCUCCCUGCUGGGCUCCAGGAACCAGGUGCUCCCACUCGGGGCUUUGGGGGACCUGCCCUCCUUCUCCAUCCUCAGCGGUGACGCCAUCCAGAUGGAUCUGAAUCUCCUCUCUGAGAAUGCCGGGGAUGGCAUGAUGACCCCCAGGCAGGGACUGCCACUCUCUGCCAGCCUGCAGCUGGCCACCGGCCGCCCGCCCCGGCUCAGCCUCUCCCAGGACACCCUCAGCGCCCUGCUGGAGCAGGUCCAGGGGCAGGGAGCCCUCAACCUCAGCAUCACCAGCUUGAUGGGUGGCAAUUCCCCUCUGCAAGGCCAGGUUCCCCAGAGCAGCUCGCUGACCGUGUCUGCCCUUUUCCCGUUCAUCCCCCAGCUCAGCCGGGCCCUCCCUGGCUCUCUGCCCCUGGAGCUGCGUGUCCGAGUCAGCAAGGAGCCAGUGGUGACUGUGAGGGAUGGAAGAGCCACUGUCACCCUCAAAGCCACUAUCGACGUCACCAGCCCUGCCCUGCAGACCCCCCAGGGGCUCCUGUUCUCCGUCGAUGUGGACAUCGUUCUGAGCAUCACCCCAUCAGUCUCUGAUGGCAAACUGCAAACCUCCCUGGCUCUUGACAGCAUCAACCUGACACGGUUCCCCUCAAGCCUUGAUGCUCCCAGCGCCUCCUCGCUGGCAGAAUGGAUCAAGAAGGUCCUCACAGCUGUAUAUGUACCUUCUGUUCAAGAUGCCUUCCGUGUGUCAGUCCCACUGCCCAACGUCCUCAACACCAACCUCAGGAACGCUGAAGUUGACAUCACUGAUGUGGAUGAGUUUUCUGGCCAGAGCACUCUGGGAGGAUCCUGCUCGGGAGGAACCUCGAUGCUGCUCCCUUUCUGAGGCAGCACGUGCCCCCCAAGCCCUGCUCUGCUUCACUCUCCCCUCUUCCUUUCUCUCCAGUGCUGCUCUGUGCCGUGGCUGUGGCCUGAGCAGGACAGGCAGCAGCCUCUGCCCAGCGUCAUGCGGGAAAGCUGCUUGGCUGGUGGAUGUUUGGGGGUUCCUGUGCCCACUUUUAACAUCCAUAGCCAGGAGGCAGAGCUCUUAGGCACAAAGGCUGCUCUCGCAUUGCUCUUUCAAU
Motacilla alba alba is the source of this 2231-nucleotide messenger RNA. RefSeq names its product BPI fold-containing family B member 3-like. Lineage: Eukaryota; Metazoa; Chordata; Aves; Passeriformes; Motacillidae. Bases 56 to 1993 code for a protein of 645 amino acids. The record is from RefSeq and is a predicted model, not a curated record. Gene Ontology annotation, molecular function: lipid binding. The transcript is spliced from 16 exons.